Messenger RNA from Medicago truncatula (barrel medic), 3533 nucleotides. RefSeq lists its product as uncharacterized. The transcript is spliced from 7 exons. The record is from RefSeq and is a predicted model, not a curated record. The coding region runs from base 241 to 3333 and encodes 1030 amino acids. NCBI's taxonomy places the organism in Eukaryota, Viridiplantae, Streptophyta, Magnoliopsida, Fabales, Fabaceae.
UGACAGGAGGUGUAAUUCGAUAUUAGGGGGUGAAUGAGUAUCAAUCGAACAUGAAUCAACUAAAUUUGUUCAGAGUUCACAUUGAAUUGACUCGGGUCGACCUGAUCGGACCAAUUUUGCGUUGAGAAAAGAGCGGGAAAAGCACGGAACCAAACGAGAAAACAACAAAGCAAUUCAAAAAUCGAAAUAUAAAUAUCAAAAAAGAAAAAAGAGAAAACGAAGAUAACAAACAGUGAAAAAAUGGCGGAAGGAAACUCCGGCGCCGAUAUCCACCGUAUACUCGCCGCCGUUAAAUCCUCCGAGGUUGUUGAAGAUCGUGUUCAAUUGUUUACUGAUCUAGGAAAUUUAAGCUUGAAAGAAGCUUCAGAAUCCGAUCAUGCUUCCGUCAUGAAUUGCCUUGUAACCUAUUGGGAAACUUUCACAUGUUUGGAUGUUACCCAAUGCAUGCUAAACAGAAGUAUUCUACAGGUCGCCUUAAAAAACAUAGAUUUUAACCUACCUAGCUGUUUACUGCAAACUCUCAUUCUUGGAGUCAAGGCUAGUAUAUGGUCUGGCAAACAUCUACAAAUGACUCUUUUGUCGACAGAAGAAUCUCAGGAAGAUGAACACAGCUCUGUAUUUUACCAGCUUCUUUUGGAGAUCCUAAGAUUUUCAGCAUCAACUUUUUCAGCCUUGUUGAAAUUCACCGAUAUUAGUAACAAGGAAUUGAUGAACAAUGUUGAAAUUUUCACUAUAGAAGUGUUAAAUCUAACUAAAGAUUCUAUAUCUGAAGCCAAGAAAAUUCAAUCAUUUGGAUCAGAGAUAUUAAAGGCCACACACACGGUCAUUGAUGUUGUUGUAAAGCUAUGCAAGGUGCGUUCUGAAUUAAUAAACUGGGAGGCUUGUGAUGAAAAACAGUCAAGGUUUGACAAACCUAUUCAUGUUGUCCAUGCUAUCAACAUAACAAAAUACACAAUAGAAAAGCUGUCUCAAAUUGGUGUUCUUGCUGCGAAUGAUGGUGGCAGUUUAGUCAAUAUUCUUAGUAUCUCCUGGAAAGGUGUUGUUUCUUUGCUUCAAAUUGGUGGGGGGCAUCUUACAGAAGUGGAUAUAGCAAAUAUAGUGGUAUCUUUGCUUGUAUUAAUAGCCGAGCCUUUGAAAUGUGCUGCUGAGGUUUGGUCAUCAUCACUGAAUGAAACUAUUUCUGUAACUGAAGCUAAAAGGAUAUUUGUGCCAGUGAAAUUUUACCUGAUCAAUGCAGUUAAAAUAUGCUCACUGUAUCCUCAUCAGACCUACACGGUGUACAGGGAGAUCGCACAUUGCAUUCUCACUAUCACUUCAUUUUGGAUUUUAGCAAAUAAUGAAAAUCUUCUGAAAAAUGCAUCAGCAGUGAUAGCGGAGCUAUUGGAGGAAACAACCUUGGAUUUGGUGUUGUCUUUGCUAAUAUCUGAUAAACUAAAACUGGAACAGAAGCUUGAGGUAAUGGAAUGGCUAUUUGUUAAUGAAGAUUCUCAUUCUGGCCUUGAUUGUCCAACAUUAGCUGCUUGUAACUUUACAUUGGUUAACAAAAUAUUUUUAAGUAGCUGUGAAGACAUAAGCCGAUCAAGAGUACUAAUGCUUGGCCGAGUUGUUUUGUUUAUUAACUUCCUUAAAUAUUCUCUCAAGCUUGAUGAGGAUGUGAAAGUAGCGAUCACUCAGAAGCUUAAUUGGUUUUUGGAUGUUUUAGUUGAGGAAGAUGUAUAUUCUUGUAUGCUUGUUUUGCAACUUCCAUCAUUAUCUGGCUCUGGAAAAACAGCUGAACUGGUGUGGCAGCCUAUGUUUACUCUCCUCUUGCAAGCAUUCAAAACCUUCAUGAUAGUGAUCUCUUCAAGUACAGCUUGGAGUGAGUUGCAGUCCUUCUUACUUGAGAACUUCUUUCAUCCUCACUUCCUUUGUUGGGAGAUUGUGAUGCAAUGCUGGUGCUUUGUACUGCAAUAUGCUGAAACACAAAUGGCAAACAACAUAAUUAGCAAACUAUGUUCAUUACUUAAGCUGUUGGGAUCCUCCGACUCAGUUUUCCUUCCUCAUUCUUCCUUCAGGAAAUUGACAAGAUCAUUUUGCUUGCUUCUAACCUGUUGUGAAAAAUCAGUGGUUGAAGAGGUGUUUAUGUCAAUUGUUGGUGAUCGGAGAUCACACUUGUCACAAAUAUUGUGUUUGGCUCUGUUCAUUGAAGGGUUUUCGCUUGAUUUGCUGUCUGAUGAGUUCAGAAAAACUUCCAUUCAAACAAUUAUAUCUGAUUAUUUUGACUUCAUCGACAACUUUAAUGAAGCUUCAUUGACGGCAUGCUCCUCCAGUUUGUUUGGCAUUCCAGUUUUUAUUCUCUCUGCUUCUUUGCAAUCUUCUUUGCAAUCAAUCAAGGAAAGACUACCUGAGAUUGAUGCAAGGGCCAUAAAGUUUUUGGUUUCAAUUAGUUCUAACUACAAAAGUACUGUUGACAAAGAAAUAAAGGACCAUUCUCUUCGGCUUUUUGGUGAAAUUCUAGUGAUCAUUUCAUAUCUGGAACAUCUAUACAAAUCGAAUGAUAUUGAACAGGCCAUAAUACAGAUUGAAAAUAUCUUUAUCACUGAGCCUCCAGUCCUUUUGUACAAAUGCAAACCACAUUUGGCUCAGUUCCUCACUGGACUUGUUCACAUGGAAUUUUCAGAAAGUGACGAUGGUGAUGCAAAAAGUCGUGCUGCAUGGGAAUUAUUUCACUUGAUCUUGACAGAGCGACACUGGGCAUUCACACAUUUAGCAUUAACUGCAUUUGGAUAUUUUGCUGCUCACACAACUUGCUGUCAGCUAUGGAGAUUUCUUCCACCAGAUGCAGCACUUUCAUAUGAUAUAAUUUCAGGAACAGAGACAACUAAGGAGAGAUUUUAUGCUGAGCUUAGAGAAUUUCUUAAUAAGCAAAAUGCUCUUCUAACAGUUGCACCAAGUCCUGAACAGCUUGAGCUGCUACGACGAGAAGGUCUUAUGCUUAAGCAGAUGAUCCAUAACAUUUCAGUCAAUGCUGAAAGGAGAGAUGGAUGUGAGAACAUGGAAAUUGAUGACAAGAACCAAUUAAAUAGCAUGGAAGUUGAUGACAUGAACCAAACAAAUAAAAAAAGGAAACUUCCAGCAGGAAUUAGCAAAGGAGUGGAAUUGCUGAAAAACGGUUUGAAGAUUAUUGGUGACGGUCUUUCAGAGUGGCAGCUUAAUCAGUUUGAAACCAAUGAACUGCAUGUCAAGUAUUCUGCUCAGUUUUCUCGACUUGAAGAUGCAAUUACUCACUUCGAGGAAUUGGCUGGGAGUGGCGAGGUAUGUUUAUCUCCUAUUCAGAGCAAUUUGCGAGGUUGAUUACCCUUUGAUGUAUGUUUUAAAGUAAAGAAAUCUAAUAUAUCAACUAGUAUACUGUAUGAUACUGAAGUGCCAGAUGUUCAGUAAAAUUUAAUUCCCUCUUGUAUUGAUUCUGAUACAUCAAAAAAUAUAUUGUAGAGAUUUAUUUAGCAUUUAUGUAGCAACUACUCCCGCCAUUCCUAAACUUUUGAUGUUUUUAA